ACCAUCGGCGAGCGCGAUCGUGAGCGCCGAGUCGCACGCGCGCAUUCACUCGAGUUUUUAUUUUUGCUUCCCUUAUUUCGUUCCUACCCAGAUAUCCAACGCGGGGCUCGUCGAGUGAGCUGCAAUAAUCGUGGCUGGGACAGCUAACAGGUGCGUCUACGAGGCGCCGCAGCAAUUGCACGUCCAGCAGCAGCAGCAGCAGCAGCAGUCGCAAGCUCAGGGAAGCCACUGCUACCAUUAUCAGGAUCGAAUCGUCGAGUCUCUGCAGGCGGACUCGGCUGGCCCAGCGCUGACCAAAUACCUCACCCUGAUUUCGCUGCUGCUCGUUUACCUGCUCUACCUGCUCAACGUCUAUCAAAAGCUGCGCCGUCUUCGCCGAGCUUACAGCCAAGUGUCUCUCAUCGCCGACAUCGGUAUAGAUCCGCGAAAGAUCAAAUUUCACGGAUGAAAAGCCGACGUCGAGCGAGCACGCGUGGGCCGCACAUGUGCAGCUGGCACGCUACGAUUGCCGAUAAUAAUAAAGCGCAGACCAAGAGAAAAGGAGCUUGUUGUGUGUUGAACAUGUAAUAGAGUGUGUCAAAGCCGCGCGGCGCCGACGCUUCUUCGCUCUUUGACUACAUUCGGUGCUCGAUCGAUCGAUUCUUCCCUAUACACAUAAGCCAACGAAAGGCUUAGCCGCCGACUCUCUUGCUAUUUUUUCCACGAGCUUUUCUGCAAUCAUUCUGGCCGUUGGUGCGAGUCAGAUUCCAACGCUGCGAUAAGGCUGGAAAAGAGACAAAAAUUAAAUAAGCGUGUAAACCACCGAUUUGUAUCCAAGACAAAAGAAAAAAAACAUAUAAAUUGUUAGUGGCGUUGUUGUUGUUGUUUUGUGCUUGCAACGAACUACGCAGUCGUGCGAGUAAAAGCGAGUUUAUAAGAAAACAAAAAGUUGUGAUAAUCGUGUGGUGUGGCGUCGGUGAAACGGCGUGGAACGAUAGAUCCAACGCCACGCCGGAUCAUGUGAGUAAAUGGCCGUGGAAGGUUUGAGAGAACCUUCCGACGACCUACUAUGGGCAUCUGCCUGGACACAGAUCAACAAGAUGGAUCACAGGUGUUGGAAGAGGCCGGCGCUCAAACCAAUCAGAAUUCAGAAAAAUGGCGAAGAGAGGCGAGCAUACUGGCGACCCCGCCUGGGGGAAAUUUCCCGAUGCAGAAUUCCGGCCCAAUCAAAUUCGAGCCUCCCACAGUGCCGGUCAUUUUCGUACUCGGAGGUCCUGGCAGUGGAAAGGUGACACAUUGCGACAAUCUAACUCAAGAAAAGAAAGGCAUAGUUCACAUCAACAUGACGGAUCUGCUGCAGCAGUACGCGCUGGGCAACGACAUGCAAGAUUUUGGUCUUCUCAGCAGUAAAACCGUAGCAGAAGUCCUCAUGCUUGAAAUGAAAAUGUCCCGAGAGGCCAAAACUUACCUAGUGAGCGGUUAUCCGAGGAACAUGCGCGACGUUGUUGAGUAUUCGGAAAAGAUUCAAAUAGUCAACGGAGUGAUAUUAGUCGCGUGGAAGCAAGAAGUGCUCGAGAGACAAAUAGAGUACGGGGCGCAACUCGGCCAAGUGAUUAUUGAACUGGCUCGCAUGGAGUUGCAAAAUUUUUACAAAAACGUCAUGCCAGUCGCGGAGUACUUUGACCAAAGCGAAAUGCUAAUUAUGGUCAACGGCGAGCGCAAUCCAUCGGAAGUUUACAUCGAUUUUCGAGACGCGGUUUUGCGAACUUUGGGACUGCAGACGGACGACGGUGGCGUUACACGAGAGGUUUCCAGUUCCAUGGAGACGGAAGUGGAAGUGGAGCGUAAUCAGGACGGUGGCGAAGAGCGAGCGAGCCCGAGAAAAGCCGCCGGCGUGAUCAAGUCACCGACCAUGACCACUACCGAGGAGGAAGACGAGGAUGACGCCGUGAGCGAAGCACGAAUAUCGUCGUCGACGUCGCAAAGACCGACGGCCGAACAGAUUGCUGCGUCCUUGCCACGGCCCACAGUGCCGUCCGAGACUUCGCCAGUCGUCGCCGGACAGCAAAUUUUAGCCUCAUCGAAAACAGCUGAUAUGCCGCGCAAACGUUUGCCACCCGUUGUUUGGGUACUCGGUGGGCCAGGUAGCAACAAAUCGAUGGUCUGCAACUUGGCAGUAAAAAUGAUGACCAACUGGGUCCACUUGAGCAUGGGCAGUUUACUCGCUACACUGGCGGGUAAAAAUUCCAAGAUCAGAGAGACUCUGAGCGUCGGCGACAUGGCCAACAGCGAGAUGGUCAUGCUGCUGGUGGAGAAGCAAAUUCUCCUGAACAGAGACAGCAGCGGCAUCAUCAUCGACGGGUUUCCUCGGGACUUGAGCCAAGCUCGAGAAUUCGAGAGCAAAUUCGGCCAGCGUCCGGAGAUGCUGCUGCUCGACGUCUCGAAGAUGCAGACGAACAGGGGCCGCUCGUACGACGGCAUCGAGGCGUUCGAGCGGCGUCUGCAGCUGUUCCGCGAGCUCUCCGUGCCGAUGCUGAAGAGCCUCGACGCCGAGAAUCGGCUGCACAUCGUCGACGGCGACACGGAGCUGCCGGCCGAUCGCCAGCAGUUCGCCUCGGCUCUGCUGGAGCUCAUGCGACGGGCGGCUCGACACGAGGACGAUCCCAACAGGAUCAGCGUGCUGACGUCCGGCGAGGAGAACAGCCGAGGGCCGGUCGGCGGACUGCGAAAUAAUGCGCCAAAUGGUGUUGCCAAACCGGCCGCGGAGGUCGCUCGAGAGGCCACGAGACAGAACGUCGCGCCAGUCCUCGCUACUGGCAACGGAGCUGCUGGUGGUCGAAAGUUACCCGCACAAAGCAACGGAGUGACGAUCGCGAAGCCUGUUUCUCAAAAAAUCAACGUAGCUCAACGAAAAUCACAGCAACAACAACAGUCGACUCCAUCGCCACCAAAACAGCAACGGCACAUUAACGGAGGACCUCCACAAAUGCUUCAAAACGGCGUAGCACCGAGAAUGGCUAACGGUUUCUUACCGAACAAAGCCAACAAAGUCGCCCCGGCGAACAGUAGUAAUAAGGGUAGAAAUAAUAAGCAAGUGUCCGUCGCCACGGUUCCUGUCGACUCAGACCCACUGCAAACGAUGUACUCCGAGCUCGAAAAUGGACCACCAACCAGCCUCCACUUCUAGCGCUGUUGUUUUGGGAAAUAGGACACGCGAAUACGACUACCUGUAUUGAAAGUGGAUGCGUGAACAAAUCGAUUUUACUUUUUGUACGACUUUGAUAAUUAUAUCGAAUUUAAGAGAAGGCCAAAGGCAGAUGUGGAGGCUGAUAAUAAUGCUAUGCAUACUAUAUAAAUUUUAACUUUUAGGUAAAUUUACUUGUUAACUUUUUUUACGUUGUCGACUUGAUCAAACAUAAUGUGACUUUUUAAGCGAAGAGAGUGUGACUUUUAUUUAUUAUGGAAGAUUGUAGUUACAUGUCAUUCUUUUUCACCGAAAAUUUUCAUUGCAAAACUUUGCAGAAUAAGUAAUAGUUAAAUAUUUCGAAUAUAGCCUAACGUAUUUUUUUAACCUCGAAGAAUUUUCCUUUAUUUUA
Molecule: messenger RNA, 3575 nt
Organism: Trichogramma pretiosum
Lineage: Eukaryota; Metazoa; Arthropoda; Insecta; Hymenoptera; Trichogrammatidae
Product: adenylate kinase isoenzyme 5
Exons: 8
Coding region: 1049-3166 (705 amino acids)
Biological process (GO): CDP biosynthetic process; UDP biosynthetic process
Cellular component (GO): nucleus; cytoplasm
Molecular function (GO): ATP binding; UMP kinase activity
Source: RefSeq, a predicted model, not a curated record